Molecule: messenger RNA, 1165 nt
Organism: Daphnia pulex (common water flea)
Lineage: Eukaryota; Metazoa; Arthropoda; Branchiopoda; Diplostraca; Daphniidae
Product: beta-taxilin-like
Exons: 7
Coding region: 176-964 (262 amino acids)
Source: RefSeq, a predicted model, not a curated record
CACUUGCCAUACUGCCAUUAGUCACCGAAUCAACGGUCUUUGACGGCCUAAACCUCGUUUUGGUCUUUGGGGUUUUUUAAUAACUGGAUUAUCUCUUACCGAAUUGCUGACAUUUCUAAAAGAAUACUAAGUACCUUGAUAACAAAGAGUUUCAGUAGGAAAUUGUAAUAGAAGAAUGAAUUUUCAGCUUCAGUCAUUAAUGCAGCAGAUCAGCAUCAAUGACAAGACUUGUUCUGAGGAAAACGAAGGUGAAAGUCAGCAUUCGCAGAGCUAUUUUUCUUCUCCGUUACCUACAUGGAGUUCAACUCCAUUACAUAACCAACAAAAAGCCGAACAAGUUAGUAGUGAUUCCCCAAAUUCUAGUAUGGAAAAAGAACAAUUUACCCCAAAGAAGAGAAUUUUAACUCAAUUCAAAUUGGCACCAGAGGAAUUUUCUCUUGAAGAUGUGCAGCAUAUGCAGAAGCUCAUCAAGGAACUCCAUGCAGAGAAUGUUCAAAAGACAAUGUCCUGCAUUAAGCUAGAACAAACUUGCCAUUCUUUAAAAGAUGAGAUUGCUUACUUAAAACAAAAAGACCACAAACAAAACUUGGAGGAUUCAGAAAUUUAUCGUAUGGAAAUAUCUAAGAGUCCAGCAACUGUAUCAAAAGAAGAGAAGCUUGUAAUGGAAUUAAAUGAUUGCAAGCUAAGAUGUGACGCAAUACAGCGCGAAGAGUUCAGAUUGCGUGAACUGGUUUCGGUUUAUGAAGAAAGGUUUGAAUACUUUCUUAAAAUCGUCACGAAUACUACUACAAUUUUCGCUGAAAACAAGAGGAUCUUGGAUGCCACCAUGAUGAAAAUUCAGGUUUUGGAAUCGGAGAUAGCCACAUGGAAAGAACGUGAGAACAAUGAAUCUGAAAAGAAAAAAAUGCUCCAUUCAUUGGUCGAAGAGAUGUUUUGUGCAUCAAGUCCAAAUUCUUUGCGUUGAUGACCGUGUGUGGCAACAUUUUCCCCUUAUUUUUAAGACGAUUAGUUUCCCUUAGAAUUUUUGUUUUUCAUUUCAAGAAAAAAAAAGUUAUUAUUUAAUGUAGCUCGAGAAGUUAUGGUUCAAAUCGAUACAUGAAAGCAACUCAAGCUGUUCUUUUUUAGUUGAAAUUGAAACUUCGAGAUAUUACACAGCUUAACCAAA